Messenger RNA from Acanthoscelides obtectus, 5588 nucleotides. Lineage: Eukaryota; Metazoa; Arthropoda; Insecta; Coleoptera; Chrysomelidae. The record is from the annotation of a GenBank genome assembly.
UCAAUUACAGAUCUCAAUAUGGAAUGGGCGAGUCUGUCAAAAAACUCACAAAGCAUUUAACAGACAGGAACGUGACAUCCAUCGAUGUUACUAUGGACGUUAGAACACCACCAAAAAUUAAGCAACAAAUUAAAAACAAACUACCGCAGAUAGAAGAGAAUUCUCAUGCUGGAGUUGCAAUCCCAAUCGAUGAAGAUAGCAUAGAGCUGGAGGAAGCUAAUAAAAUGACGCAUUUCCAUAAAUACGAGAAACCAACAACUGAUUCCGGAAUAUCGACUUGGAUAUUGCUUAGUGGACAGACCUCGCAAACGUCAAGCGGUACUAAGAAACCUGAACUCGGGGAGAAAGUAAAGAAAGAAGACAAUACUACUGAAAAGCCCACGAAGAUCAUUAAGCCGUACUUCAAGAAGAAGAUCAGUAUAACGACAACGACUACGACGACUAUUCCUAGUACAACAACGACUACUACUACUACUACAACAACAAAGAAACCUACAGUUAAAACUAUUACAACGGUUCCCCCGAAAGUGAUAAAAGAAAUCACGAAGCUCACGAAAGUUAAAGCUUCGGAGCUGUCUAAUGCUAAGAAAAAUGCUAGUACAACUCAAGUGCCUACCAAAAAAGUAUCUACCAGCACAACUACUACCACAACUACUACUACCACUACGACAGUUGCACCAUCUACAACUAUAAAACUACCUAAGACAGAUAAAGGCGAUACUAACCUGAUAAAAACAAAUUCCUCGAGUGUGUUGCCUGCAGAAGCUAAACAGGGAGAGUUGGAUCUUAAUAAGGAAGGUGAUAAAGGAGAGAAAGGGAACAAAAAGAAGAAAACCAGUGCCAAAAGGAAGAAGAACAAAAAUAAGAGACGUAAACCUGAAGACAGCUUGAAGAAUAAAACAAACAAGACAUCGGUUGAAAAGCCUAUAGGUACUCAGUUGUAUAACUAUUUAUCCAGAGAAAUAAUGCCAACGGUUGGUGCAGGCCUGGUAGGCUUGAUGAUCACUGCAGGACUAGCAGGAUAUUUUCUGUAUCCGUUUGCUGGAGGCAUCGCUAAAAGGACUUAUGACGUCGACAGAAAGGACAAAGAAGGCAGUUACUACUACAGCGAUGACUACUCGAAUGGAAUGCUAGAGGAAGAUGCUAUUGGUAACAUCAUUGCUGGGAUGCCGCAGAAUACUUUGUAUGAUAAUAAGUAUAGCAAGAAUCAACCUAUAAGUGCAAAUAAUAAUUAUCAUAAUCCAAAAUACAGGUUAGUGGAACGCAAAGCCCCAAUUCAUCCCACCCAAAAACAUCAACUGCAACUGCCAGAACAAAUGGUGAAAGGAACAGUAGAAAGCGUACCUUUGGAUGACUUCCACCGUCGGAAACCAUACGAAGACGAACCAACUGAACUGACUCCUGCCACUGUACCUGAACAUGGACCAAGGUUGUUUAGAUUUGUUGGAGAUGAAGGCCUACAACCUCACGCCGACAGUGGAAUGCCCAGAAGCAUUAAGAUCCGUAGAGCAAGGAGCAGCAUGACAAACGAACUCGAUGGAGAGCUUCCAGAAGAAAACACCAUCAUAACUACCACAGAACCGUCACGCACAACAGAUGAAUCCAUCAACACGUCAACAGAGAAGAUGGGAUCUAUCACAUCUACAAUUCCCACCUCAACAGAAGUUUCCAACAGCACUGAAUCACCAAUUUCGGAGUUUUUCGAUUUGAUGAAAGAUCUUAUACAUCUUAAGGCCAGACUAGGGCUUCAAAUCGUAAGAAAUGUUACUGUAGGUAUCUCGAAUUAUAUAUCAAAGGUCCAAACUAGGUUUGACGAAUAUUACAAGAAUAGUACGAACAGGCAUUAUCAUCAUUUUUAAGGUUUGGUAUAAUCAACUGAUCCGUAUCCUACUUGAAAUUAGACCUCCAAUCUAGAAAUUGUUCAUCUAAGCGUACGAUAGAGCGGUAUAAACGUCGUUAAUGUAAAAAUUUAGUGAUAUAAAAUUCGUUCGGACAUGUAUUAAAAGAAUCCGGCAACUUUUAUUAAAAGGUUGAUAUUUCAUUAUUUUAAAUUAUUACUAACAUUACACAAGUAUUUUAAAUAUAUAACAUCGGCAUGGAAUGUUUGGAAAUCAUCAUCCCUUAUUUAAAAAAAGAUAUCAAGUAAGUUGAAUCUGCACUUUCGACGAAACACUGUAGAACAUACAUGUACUCACACGCAUCAAUCCUCAAGAAGUGGUAUCGCUACCGUCACCAUAUCGCAGCAAAUUUUUUUCUAAAAGAACGUUUCAACAUUGUUGGAGAGAGCUUAUUAUUGUUAGUGAAUGACUGUUUAGUGUAUGGCGAAUUGUCUUUGACAUUAAAAUGUUCAACGAUUAUUCCUGCUCCAAAAAGUGCAAAAUGCUGAGUUAUAUGCAAGCAUGCACCUAUGCUCUUAGAAGAAAUCAUAUAUGAACAAAUCAUUGAUUAUAUUGAAGAAAACAUGUUAACAAAAUUUCAAACAAGAUUCAGAAAAAAUACUCUAUUGAAACAGCAGUUCAAGUGGCAGUAGAAGAAUGGAGGCUAAAUAUGGAUGAAAAAAUGUUCACAGUAACAUUGUUCUUGGAUUUCAAGAGGGCAUUUGAGACUAUUGACAGGGAUAAAUUGCUAACGAAAUUGCAUUACUAUGGAUUUAAAGGUUCAGUAUUCAACAUAUUACAUAUAUUAUUUAAUCAAUAGAAGUCAAAGAGCUAAAACUAUCAAGCAUUAAAAACAUUUCGGUAGGUGUCCCACAAGACAGCAAAUUAGAUCCAUUACUAUUUGUUUUAUAUAUUCACGAUAUUCCUGGUGUUUGAAAACACUACAAAAUUCAAAUACGUGCUGAUGAUACGUUAAUAUAUAUAUAUAUCAAAUAAAGACAUUGAAACUGCAAUAGAGCUGUUAAAUAAUGAUACAAAAAACAUAAUUAAUUGGUUGAAUGUGAAUACACUCAAAUUAAACGCAAACAAAACAACAUGUAUGCUUAUAGGAAAAUCUUUAGAUGAAUAUAUAUAAAAGAUAAAUUAUUUUUAUAGAAUUUCGUAUAGCCUGAGCCUUAUUAUAAAAAAAUUGUGUACUGAACACACAGUUCUUGAUCAUUUUUUAUAUCGAUCGACUAUUUUGUACACUGUAAACGAAACAGUAUUUUCAAAAUUACAAAUACCACAAAAUAAAGCUAUGAGAAGCAUCUUAAAUAAACAUAAAUACACUAAAAUAAAUGUUAUGCUGAAAGAACUACAAUGGUUAAAUAUCAAAAUUUUCAUAACCCACUUGGCUUUCAUUUUCAUAUUCAAGUUAAAAAAUCAUCUUCUACGAAAUUUUAUUGAAUUAAACAAUGAGUACCAUAGUUAUUCUACUAGAGAGAGUAUAGAUUUACACUUACAAAAUGGUAGUAGCAGUAUAACAAACAAAUCAGUAUUUCAAAAAGGAUUGUCUGAAUCUAAUAAAUUAAGAGAUGAUAAUAUCAAGAUGUGUGCCAGUUUGAAAAUCAGAAAUCGUAGUAGUGAAAUUUUGUAUAAACAUAUGUACCUAGACUUGAAGACAUAAUAUAUUAUGUGAUAAACUGUGUAAGAUUGAUAUUAUAGCAUUAAUGCUAAAUAAAUCUACAACCAAACAAAAAAGGCAUACACUUAUAUAUCAGUCGCUUCUUUUGAGAAAUUUUUGUCAGAUUACUACUUUUGAAGAGAAAUGGUUUCAAUAUUUCUGUAUAAAUAACCACCCGUUCUAGUUUGAAAAUACACUGAGGUUGGUGAGGUUUGACAAUAAAAACUGUUUGUGUAUAUACAAGGUAUUUUCAAAGUCAUUUACUUUAACAACGAGUAGAACUCGUUUAAAGAAUUACCAAAAAUCAGCUAUAUAAAAGUUGCAUAAUAAGAGAGCUAGUUUACAUUAUUAAAAAAUAUUUAAAAAAAAUCAUUAUCAAGUUAAAAUGAUAACAGUUUUUAAAAAAACUUCAACAGUUUUGUGCCCAUUCGCACGAUUAACGCUCGGCGAAACAACAACUCUUUGCAAGCUUCGAAAAUAAAAUCCUGGUGUCUACGAAUUAAAUCACAAGCAUUUUCAGUGCGCUGUUGAAGUUCUACUAGAGUCUUUACUGCUCUAUCAUGAUACCCCAACUCUUUCAAAUAGCCCUACAGUAAAAAAUCGCAAGGCUUUAAAUCCGGAGAGCGAGCAGGCCAAGAAAUGGGUCCAUUGCGCCCUAUCCAUCUAUUCGGAAACUCAUUAUUUAGAUGUUCAUGAACUUCUCGUCUAAAAUAUGAUGGAAUGUCUUCUAAUAAUAGCGGCAGAUUGUUUCGAAGAAAAUCUAAAUAAAUUUCACCGGUCAGAAGGAGGUGGAAAAAAGUAGAAAAGUGUCCAUGCCAUGUACCACGCCUGCCCAAACAUUCAAUGAAAAUCUAUGUUUUUUUACAGCAUGCGGAUUUUCUACUGCCCAAACAUGAUUUUUGUGGAAAUUGUGCACUCCAUUUUGUGUAAAUGUGGCCUCGUCUGUACUAAAAAUUAAUUUCGCAAAAUCGUCAUUUCUAUUCUAAAAGCCACUGGCAAAAUGAAACUGUUCUAGUAGUAUCUUCAGGUUGUAACGGUUGCACCCGUUGAUAAUCAUAAGAACAGUAUUGUUCUUGUCGUAUUGUCUUCACACUUUACUAUGAGAAAAUCCAACUUGAGCUGCUAUGGCUCUAGUACUCAUUAUCGGGUCGCCUUCGACCAUUUCUAAAAUGUCUUCCUCAAUUUGUAACAUUUCAGGUUGAGCAGGUCUUCCAGCGUGAUCUCUUCCACUAGUUGAUUAUUUGCGUAAGCAUGGGCCAUUUUUUCGCACAAAAUAAAUCAGACAAAUGAAGGUAUAUGCACUAUUAAAAGACUGAUACAACUGAUCGAACCAAAGACUCGUACUGAAAACCAUACUAUAACGCAAACAGUUGGCCAAAUUUAGAUAAACGAUAAGAGUAUUAAACAAAAAAGGUAAGAUUUUACACGGCAGUGAUCAAGAAUAUCAAAAAAUCUCUGUAAUAAUAUUAUUUUUUUAUUUUUAAUCUUUGACUAUUUCUUUUAUCAUGCAACUUUUAUAUAGGUAUAUAAUAACUGCUUUUGACGAGUCCUACAUGCAGUUAAAAUAAAUGACUCAAUAUUGAAUACCCUCUAUAGUGUAUUUUGAGUAGUAUUUGUGAAAUAAUGGGCAUCUAUUAAAAACACCCCCAGGGGUAUUUAUUACGUAUCUUAAAAGUUCAGGAAGGAUACGGAUCAAAGAAGUUUUUCAAGAGAAAUAUACCAUGAAUGUAUCGAAAAUUUCGUGUGAUUUCCACAGAACUAUACGUUUGGUUUGGUCAAAAGGGUUUUUAGUUCUGCGACGGAUUCACAAAUUAAGAAAAAUACAGAGAAAAUUAAAAAAUAUGAAUUAGAUAAAAAUAUGUUUACUGUAUCUUUCGUUAUGCGUAGGAAUUAUGUCAAAUAGAUGUUUAAGUAUUUAUUGGGCACGUGCUUUCAUUGCAUGAAAGUUGUUUAAUCAAAAAAAGACUGCAUAUACCAGCUUACAUUAUAAUUUGUUUUCUUUUACGAUGUAUUUUACUUAAUGUUAAAAUAAAGACAUAACGACUCGA